Messenger RNA from Homo sapiens (human), 3689 nucleotides. RefSeq names its product family with sequence similarity 163 member B (gene FAM163B). Gene Ontology annotation, cellular component: membrane. Bases 1248 to 1748 code for a protein of 166 amino acids. The transcript has 4 exons. The record is from RefSeq and is a predicted model, not a curated record. NCBI's taxonomy places the organism in Eukaryota, Metazoa, Chordata, Mammalia, Primates, Hominidae.
AGCGCGCGCCCUGCGCUCGGGACCAGGCUGGAGCCGCGCGUGCAGCUCGCAGGGAGCCAGCCGGGGCGUCCGGAGUCGCGGCCGCAGCGCGGAGCUGGCAGGGGUGCCCGCCUGGGCACGCAGUCGCCUCCCCGGGGGCCUCCCGGGCUUCUCAGCGCCCGCCUCGCCCGCCCAGCCACACCAGGCGCCACCGCCGUGGCCUGGGCAUGAGCGGCCGCCGCUAGCUGCGCCCUGCCCGGGUCGGACGCCCGCCCGCCCCGUCACGUGCGCCCAAGUCCUCGCGGCCGGGGCAGCGCGGUUCCCAUGCUUCAAGGUAAGGGCCGAGCGGGCCGCGGGUCACGGGGUGUGGGGCAGAAGACGCAGGCUGGAAAGCUCCAGCUAGGUGCCCACUCGUCCAGAGUGCCCACUGCAGCCUGCCCCGGCUGCCUCGCACCAGGUCCCCUGACCCAGCUGGCGUCACCCAUCCCCUGGCUUCCACCCUCAAAGCGCAUCCCCGAGGAGGAGACUGAGACCCAGGUGGGCACGAGGGCCUAAGGGAGAGGUGGGGGACCCACUUUAGGAAGGGGGGCUUCAUUUCCCUCGGAACAGUGGCCUGGGGGCAGGGGGCAGUGGGGAGGGAAAGUUUCCCAGAAGAGCCCUCUGGAAACCUGGCCGCCUUCUCUCCCUGCCAGGAGCUAAGACUUUUUCAUUUGCUGAGCUUUGCCUUCUUCCAGAGUCGGUGCUGCAUUUUCAUCCCAUCCCAUUCACCCAACACCCACGAGAAAGGGGCAUUGGCCCCAUUUCACAGAUGCAGAAACUGAGUCUCCGAGAGGUUUGGUCUCUUGCCCACGAUCACAGAGUGGGGAAGUGGUGGAGAUGGCCUCAAACACGCCGGCCUCUGUCACCACCACCUCACACCUUUGUCUGUUAGGAAUCUCUGCUUCAUUGACAGGUGGGGGGUUGCCUAACUGACACUAGGUUUCCUCAGCCAGAAAAGAAAAGACUCUACACACCAAAAACCCAAGAGAUAUUCAACAUGGGUCCUCAGGGCUCCACUGUCUCACCCCACUCGUGUCCUGUCCUCCCGCAGCCACGGACUGCCUGGGCACAAGUGGUCCUGCCAGUGUGUGUCCCGUAGCAACCCCGAUGGCUCUGAGACAAGAAACUCAAGGGUCAAGUUCAUGGAACCUUCUGCAGGAAUUGAGAGUGAAGUGGAGGUGACCAGGGCUCUACCCACCUGAGCAGGCUGUUGAUGGAGAAGGGGGCGGAUGACAGCCGGGACCGUGGUCAUCACCGGGGGCAUCUUGGCGACUGUGAUUUUGCUCUGCAUCAUCGCUGUUCUGUGCUACUGCCGGCUCCAGUACUACUGCUGCAAGAAGGACGAGUCGGAGGAGGACGAGGAGGAACCAGACUUCGCCGUUCACUCGCACCUGCCCCCGCUGCACUCCAACCGCAACCUGGUGCUGACCAACGGGCCGGCGCUCUACCCCACCGCCUCCACCUCCUUCAGCCAGAAGUCCCCGCAGGCCCGCGCCCUCUGCCGCAGCUGCUCCCACUGCGAGCCCCCCACCUUCUUCCUGCAGGAGCCGCCGGAGGAGGAAGAGGACGUGCUGAACGGCGGGGAGCGCGUGCUCUACAAGAGCGUGAGCCAGGAGGACGUGGAGCUGCCCCCGGGGGGCUUCGGGGGCCUGCAGGCGCUCAACCCCAACCGCCUCUCAGCCAUGCGGGAGGCCUUCGCCAGGAGCCGCAGCAUCAGCACCGACGUGUGACCUGGGCCCGCCCCCGGGAUCCUGGCCUUGAAGGUCCUGAGACAAUGGGGGGAUUCCUUUGGCACACCCACCUGGCCCCAGGCCCCAAGUGGGGCUUGGCUGAGCCCUCCUGGAAUCCCUGUCCUCAGGGGAGGCCCAGGCUUGGGGAGCCCCCAGGCUCGUGGCAGGGAUAAGGCUCAUUGAACACAAAUGUGUCCUGGGGGGAGGCACAGCUGGGGCCUGGGGCUAGAAGGACCAGGUGACCAUACAGCCGGCUGGGCAUGCACCAGGGCUCUCAGGCACAGAGGCCACCGUUACUCCUGAUGAUUCUGUCUCAGACCCAACAACCUGGCCUUCCCAGGAGGUCUCCAUGUGUCACCCCCUCCCUGGGUCUCACCCUUCUCACCUGCUCAAGGAAGGGAUGACCUCAGUGAGGCCCAGGGCCCUGCAGCAAGGCCCUCCCUGGCAAUUGCAGACCAAGGAUUCUGCUCCUCCACCUUGAACUCCAGCCUCUUUCUCUCCAUUUUUCCCUCUCUCUCCCCUACCCGUCUCUCCCUCUCUCUCACACACACACUCUUCCGGGUUCAAGGGCCAAGUGUCUGCCUAGGCUGAGACACGUGCUGAGCUCCCUGAAGAUGGACCAGCUGCCCCCUAGAAGGGAGACUUUCAGGGGCAUCAGGGCCCUUGGGAUGCUCCGCCCUGACCAGCUUUUUGGUGGCAGAGGGAGGCACGGGGAGAGGGAGAGGCCAUGUCGCAGUCCCCCUGCCGUGGGAGAGGCAACGUGGAAAUGUAUAGACCCAGUGCUCAGCCAGAAACAGGGCCAGCAAGCGGCAGUGAACGGAGGCAGCCCGGGGCUCGUCAGGGGCAGAGCCAUGGCCCAGGGGUUGAAAACCCCCGAGUUCCCCGUGAGACUUGGCUGGCCCUUCCCACCCCUGGGCCUCAGUCUCCCCAUCUUGUGUGAUGAGGAGAGACCCUGAGGACAGAGGUCUUCAGGCUGUGGGUCUCAACAGGAACUGAGAUCCCCAAGGGAGACAGAGUUGCAGGUCACCUCCCCUACCUGCUUCUCAGCAGGACCUAGGAGGCCUGGCCCAGCUCCUGGUGGACCCCAAGCAGCCAGAGCCUACUGCUGCCAUCUGAAGACCUCAUCUGAGCCCACUUUCCACCAAGCGCCCACCCAGGCUGAGGUCUCCUGGGAAUUCUCACCCGCUCUCCUGCUGCUAAGGAAAUGACGUCAAUGGCUACCCCAGAGAAAUGCCCCACAUCCCAGGACACCAGCCAUCAGGAAGGCAGCUCUUCCUCACCCAGAAAGAGGCAAUUAUUUCCUCUCAGCAGCCUGGCCCCAGGAGCCCCCUUCCCUCUCUGGGGCUCUGCCUCUCCUUUUGUGCCCUGCCAUGGAGCCCCAGGGCCGGGGCAGCCCCUCUCUGCCCAGGGAAGGCACCGCCCUCAAAGACAAGGCUUGGCCGGGCAGUGACCUUCCCUGAGCGGAGGGGUGGCUUGAGCAGGACACUUCUUGCCCUUACUCAAAAACGAAAUGGCCAGUUUCCAGAGGCGUCGGGGGAACGGCUGACGAAGUCACAAUCGUUAUGUUCUCAAUUGUUUUCCUCCUCUUACUUUCUCUCCUGCCUCGUUUGGACAGGCCAGUGGCAUUCGCCCUUGAGGUCCCUCGCAGCCCCGGCCCCCCGGGCCCGCCCACACCUCUGGCUUCCUCUGUGCAUCCUGUGAAGUCUGUUUCUGAUGCGUUGGCGUGGGGGGUGGGCUGGGUGGGGUGGGGAUGAGGGCCCAGCCCUCAUGAUUCCAUUUCCCAAUUCCUUUCUGGUCUCCAUCCUCUCUGUAGAUAUGUAGAUCUCUUUGAAACGAAGUAAGCACCCAUCCCUCCCAGCUCACUCGGCUCCACCGUGGGGACCUGCUGGGGGAGCCGCUGGCUCCCUGAGGAAAGUGAAAGCCAAUAAAACAUCUCCCACA